This is a messenger RNA of Abrus precatorius (Indian licorice), 1425 nucleotides long. Its product is annotated as taxadiene 5-alpha hydroxylase-like. Gene Ontology annotation, biological process: sterol metabolic process. Lineage: Eukaryota; Viridiplantae; Streptophyta; Magnoliopsida; Fabales; Fabaceae. Gene Ontology annotation, molecular function: heme binding; oxidoreductase activity, acting on paired donors, with incorporation or reduction of molecular oxygen; iron ion binding. The transcript has 4 exons. The record is from RefSeq and is a predicted model, not a curated record. Bases 1 to 1425 code for a protein of 474 amino acids.
AUGAGUCUUCUCCUAGUUAGUUUCCUCUUGCUCAUGCCAAUCCUCCUUCUGCUUAGAGGAAGAAGAAAAGCAUCCAAAAGGGUCCCUCCAGGUUCACUUGGAAUACCUAUUAUUGGUCAAAGUCUUGGCCUUCUUAGAGCUAUGCGUGCCAACACUGCAGAAAAAUGGGUUGAAGAAAGAAUCAACAAGUAUGGUCCUAUUUCAAAGCUAAGCCUCUUUGGAAAGCCAACAGUUUUAAUCUAUGGACAGGCUGCAAAUAAGUUUAUAUUCUCAAGUGGUAGUAACACCAUUGUUAACCAGCAAACAGAGUCCAUCAAAAUGAUACUGGGCGACCGCAGCUUGCUGGAACUGAAUGGUGAAGAUCACAGCCGAGUCAGGGGUGCACUUGUCUCAUUCUUGAAGCCAGAAUCCUUGAAGCGAUAUGUGGACAAAAUGGAUGAAGAAGUUAGGAGGCACCUUGACAUGCAUUGGCAGGGGAAACAGCAGGUCAAGGUAUUGCCCCUUAUGAAGACGCUCACAUUCAACAUAAUUUGCUCUCUUCUGUUUGGUCUUGAGAGUGGAGAACAAAGAGAUCAAUUACUGCCUUCCUUUCAAGCGAUGAUAGAAGGAAUGUGGUCAGUGCCAGUUAACGUGCCCUUCACACGCUACAAUCGCAGCCUCAGAGAAAGUGCAAGGAUCCAGAAAAUGUUGAAGAAGAUUGUGCACAUGAAGAAGAUGGAACUUGAGAAAAAUGUAGCCUCUUCCCACCAAGACUUGAUCAGCUGCAUGCUAAGCAUGGUUGAUGAAGAUGACAAACAAGUUAUAACGGAGAAGGAAAUCAUUCACAACGUUAUGCUUGUCAUGGUUGCUGGAUAUGACACUUCAUCUGUUCUAAUCACUUUCAUCAUCAGACUCUUAUCCAAUGAGCCUUCUAUCUGUGCAGCAGUUCUCCAAGAACAGGAAGAGAUAGCAAAAAGCAAGCCUUCAGGAGAGCCACUGACAUGGGAAGACCUUUCAAAGAUGAAGUGCACUUGGAGAGUAGCAAUGGAAACUCUUAGAAUCUUUCCUCCCAUAUUUGGUGGCUUCAGAAAGGCUGCCACAGAUAUUGAAUAUGAAGGAUACUUCAUACCCAAAGGGUGGCAGAUUUUCUGGGUCACAGCAUUGACCCACAUGGACAACAACAUUUUCUCAGAGCCAUCAAAGUUUGAUCCAAGUAGAUUUGAAAACCAAGCAUCUACACCACCCUACUGCUUCAUUCCAUUUGGAGGGGGAGCCAGAAUAUGUCCAGGGUAUGAGUUUGCCAGGGUUGAAACUCUCGUUGCAAUUCAUUACAUUCUUACCCGGUUCAAUUGGAAGCUAUGUUCUGAUAAUUUCUUUAAGAGGGAUCCAAUGCCAGUACCAACUCAAGGGCUACUACUUCAAAUUUGGCCAAGGAAGCUUUCUUAA